Helianthus annuus (common sunflower) is the source of this 1462-nucleotide messenger RNA. Its product is annotated as alcohol dehydrogenase 2. The coding region runs from base 18 to 1169 and encodes 383 amino acids. The transcript has 7 exons. The record is from RefSeq and is a predicted model, not a curated record. Gene Ontology annotation, molecular function: S-(hydroxymethyl)glutathione dehydrogenase [NAD(P)+] activity; zinc ion binding. Lineage: Eukaryota; Viridiplantae; Streptophyta; Magnoliopsida; Asterales; Asteraceae. Gene Ontology annotation, biological process: formaldehyde catabolic process. Gene Ontology annotation, cellular component: cytosol.
AUAACUUCCAUCCUUGUAUGUCUUCUCACACUCCCAUUUUCAACACUAUGACAUCCAAGAUUCCACAUGUUAUUACUUGCAAAGCCGCCGUCGUAAGGGAGGCGGGUGGAGCAAUCGUUGUGGAGGAGAUAAUGAUGGACCCACCAAAAGCGACGGAAGUUAGGAUCAAGAUGUUGUGUGCGAGUAUAUGCCAUACUGACAUCCUAUGUUGCAACGGGAUACCUAUUCCUUUGUUUCCGCGUAUUCCUGGACACGAAGGUGUAGGGAUGGUUGAGAGCAUCGGAGAAGACGUGGGGACGCGGGUCAAGCCCGGGGACGUUGUGAUGCCGCUCUAUUUAGGUGAAUGUGGUGAAUGCUUGAAUUGCAAAUCUGGAAAGACUAACAUUUGUAAUGUUCACCCAGUUAACUUGAAUGGUCUCAUGCGUGACGGCACUUCAAGAAUGUCUAUGGCGCUAACCGGAGAAACCGCCUACCACAUCUCUAGUUGCGCCACAUGGUCUGAGUACACGGUCAUUGAUGCCAAUUACGUGAUUAAGGUUGACCCUAGGGUGCCUCUUCCCCAUGCUAGUUUCCUCUCGUGUGGCUUCACAACUGGCCUUGGUGCACCAUGGAAGGAAGCUGCGGUCACUAAAGGUUCUUCGGUUGCGGUUUUUGGUCUUGGUGUUGUUGGUCUUGGGGCAAUUAAAGGAGCACAAAUGCAAGGGGCGUCUACGAUCAUAAAGAAAGCAGCAAUAGGAGAGGCUUUUGGGAUGACCGAUUUCAUCAACCCUCGAAACCACCCUGAUAAAUUGGUGUCGGAUUUGGUGAAAGAUAUGACAAACGGGUUAGGUGUCAACUACUCCUUCGAGUGCACCGGAGUCGCACCCUUGUUGAGCGAAGCCCUCGAGGCCUCUAAAAUUGGGAUAGGCACAACUGUAGCUAUCGGAGUUGGGAUGGAGACGAACUGGGCGAUAAAAAACAUGACCCUAUUGAGUGGUCGGACUUUGAAGGGUUCAGUAAUGGGUGGUAUCAAAACCCAAUCUGAUCUCCCUAUUAUACUCCACAAAUGUAUCAAUAAGGAGAUAGAGAUGGAUAAGCUUUUUAUACACGAAAUACGAUUGGAAAAUAUAAAAGAAGCAUUCGAGAUGUUGAAGAAACAUGACUGCCUCAAGAUUCUUAUCAACUUUUGAUUAUAGUAAAUCCAUAACAUCAGUAGCGUCUCUAAAAAUUCACGUACUAUGUGACACCCCAGGAAAACCAGUAAACGAUACAACUUACCUAGCUUCCUCAGUAACCGCAUGCUAAAUUUCGAGACGAAAUUUCUUUCAAGUUGGGGAUAAUGUGACAACUCGAGUUUCCAAGAUUCCACUUUCGCAUUUAUUGCACGUUCACUGUUUGUUAAGUUGUUCACUUGCACAAUUGGUUUGCUUUGUAACUGUAUACGUUUUGGAUUUGAUAAGGUUUAUGAAUGAUUUGUCAAAUA